AUGCGCCAAUCGCUCUCACGACUGGCGUCCGCCGCGGCGCAGGGCGGGCUCCGGCCCAAGCCGACGGCCCUGCUGCCGCCCAUACCGCUCUACCGGCGGCUGCUGCGCGCGCACCGCAAGCACCUGCCAGCCGACAUGCGCGUUCUGGGCGACGAGUACAUCAAGGCCGAGUUCCGCGCCCACCGCAACAUUGACAACCCGGCGCAUCUCAUUGGCUUCUUGACCGAGUGGCAGCUGUACGCCCAGAAGAUCGAGGGCGACGCUUGGGCUGGCGAAAAGAUUGAGCAGGGAAAGCUCGAGAAGAUGAGCGGUGAGCUAUUUCCGGCUUCUUCAUCAUCCUUCCAUUACCUCUAA
Messenger RNA from Purpureocillium lilacinum, 354 nucleotides. RefSeq names its product acetate non-utilizing protein 9. Gene Ontology annotation, biological process: succinate metabolic process; mitochondrial respiratory chain complex II assembly. Lineage: Eukaryota; Fungi; Ascomycota; Sordariomycetes; Hypocreales; Ophiocordycipitaceae. Gene Ontology annotation, cellular component: mitochondrial intermembrane space; mitochondrion. The record is from RefSeq and is a predicted model, not a curated record.